This is a messenger RNA of Manduca sexta (tobacco hornworm), 531 nucleotides long. Its product is annotated as chorion class CA protein ERA.1-like. Gene Ontology annotation, cellular component: egg chorion. Gene Ontology annotation, biological process: multicellular organism development; chorion-containing eggshell formation. The transcript is spliced from 2 exons. Lineage: Eukaryota; Metazoa; Arthropoda; Insecta; Lepidoptera; Sphingidae. The record is from RefSeq and is a predicted model, not a curated record. Gene Ontology annotation, molecular function: structural constituent of egg chorion. The coding region runs from base 59 to 478 and encodes 139 amino acids.
UACCUAGUUUUUUCGGUCGCAACAUUCUAAUUUGGAAGUUAAGUACAGAACAACAAAUAUGUCUCCCUUUGCCUUCCUUCUUCUCUGCGUCCAGGCUUGCCUGAUCCAGAACGUGUACAGCGACUGUCUCGGCAGAACUACCUUGGGUCUCGCCGCCCCCGCCAUCGCUCCCCUCGGGGUGCCCGCCUGCGGUGCCGCUCUCGCUGGUCCCACCCUGGCUCCCUUCGGCGCCCCCGCCCUCGCCGCCCCCGGUCUCGGCUGGGCUGGUCUGGCCGGUCCCACUGUCGGCACCUAUGGAGGCACUGGAAUCGGUAACGUGGCCGUCGCCGGCGAGCUCCCCGUAGCUGGUACCACCGCUGUCGCCGGACAGGUGCCCAUCAUCGGCGCCGUUGGUUUCGGAGGCGAUGCUCUCGCCGCUGGUGCUGUGUCUAUCGCCGGCAGCUGUGGUUGUGGAUGCGGUACUCCUUACAUUUAUUAAGUAUCUAAGAUCUACCGGAAAAUGACUGACCAAAAUUAAAAUAAUACAUGAUA